This is a messenger RNA of Sungouiella intermedia, 1131 nucleotides long. Lineage: Eukaryota; Fungi; Ascomycota; Pichiomycetes; Serinales; Metschnikowiaceae. The record is from the annotation of a GenBank genome assembly.
AUGGCACAUGUGCCUUCCACGAUCUUCCACGAUAUAGUGGAGACCUCCCGGCUCGGGCAGGACCGGGAAUUGAUGGCAUUGUUACAACACCACACCUCUAAUGAUUCACCGCUUUAUAACGAGGUACAAUCGCUUAUUGCCGGGCUCAACUUGCAAAAAUUUGACUCAUUUCCAUUUGCAAAUCAUGAAAAAGAUACUCCAGCAGGCUCUGGAGUUCCUCGGAAGCAAUUGGCUGACAAUUAUCCCCAUGAUAUGAAGAUAAGUACUCAUGAAGUUCCCAAAUUGACCAAGACACAGCGGAGAAUGUCGUUUGACUUGAUGCAGAUGCACAAUGGAACGCAGCGGUCUCCUCGAGUGCUGCUCAGCAAGCCUCCAGAGGCAGCAAUAACCAAUGUCAAUAUUGUGACUAAAGUUACGGAUUUAGAGAGUCAUGGCUACACCCCUUUACAGACAGAGAAAAAGAACACCCUAAAGGACAAGUUCAGCUCGUACCAUAACCGCUUCAAGCUUGUCAAUCGCACAAAAAAGGAUCCGCCUGGGCAGAUUGCCCCAGCUACCAAGAAUUCAGCUUCUUCAGGGGCAUUUAAAAGACUACAGGCAAAUGCGGCUUCGGAUAGUAGCGCUGAAACGAGCCAAACACACUCCGUGUGGAAUUCGAAUUCUCCAAGAAGAAUCUCAUUGGUGGGUGAAAACCUUCCACCGUACAUUAAGAAGCAACUUGGCCAUAAGAAUGAAGGCGAUGGAGCUACAAAUCAUCCCACGGAAGAUCAAAACGUGCCCAAAAAUCAAAUACACGUAAACAAUCUAAGUGAUGUUGCUGGUCUGGGGUCGACGUCUCGGUCUGCCACUCACGAGCAUAGAGGGCCUGAGGCAUCUAGUCAUUCUGAAUCGGUACCAAUAAAGAAUAACGACAGCGAAAUAACAGAUAAUUCGUUUGGCCAUACCAACAAUGAGUCUGCGAUCUCUGAGGCUGACAAGGAGUACAUUCUGCCCAGUCUGUUCAAUCGGUUCUUGGACUAUGGAGAGCACGACUCACUGGAAAGUGAAUCACAUGGAUCUGCCAGCGAAGAGGAUCAAGAGGACGAAGAAGACGACGAGGACGAUUAUCUUUUCAACAGUCAUGCAUUCUGA